GCGCAGCCCUGCCCCCCGGACCUCGACUUCUAUUGUUCUCACCUCGUCCACUAUCGUAUUCUAGCCCGCGGGUACCCCCGCACACCCACAGGACGCAGGAUUGACUCGCCAUCUGCCAUCCUGUACCUUGCUUCGCGCACGGAAUAGCGUGGAAUUGAUCUGCAAGGUGCCCAGGUCUGCCACCCUACAUGACCUGGCGGGUCGACAAGGUGGUGUGUUCCCCCGCAGCCGUCCCCCGCCUCCCAUCGCUGAGCCUGGCACUCUUCAUCAAUUCGACCUCGGUGCCUGGGGUUGAUCAGCUUUAUACGGGCCGAUCCCAAAGCAGGCCCUGGCUUGUGAAAGUCAUUUCGAAUUGUGUGCUGAAUCCACCCUGCUUUUACCCAAUCUCCGAGAAGCCAGGGGUUUUGGCGUGACGACUUCUGGGAACCUGCGAUAAGCCCAAGCAAGCAAGCAAGCAAGCAGCUGCGCAGAAUCGACUACAGCCACGCGCUGCCCGGUAGAUCAAACGCCAACAACAUCUUGGGCCUGGAAUCACACCUACACCAUCGGGGUGGCUAAUGCCAAAUAUCUCUCCGCACAUAUCGAGUCGGAACGUUCAGCCUAGUCCGCCGACGUCACGCAGUAGCCUGCAGUCUUCAUGAAUUCGUUCUUGGACAACAUCUCAUCAAGACGGACAGGGAGAGACCCACCGCCUCUCUCACUCUCUAUUCAGCCAAAAGACCUGGGGCUUGGCUUGUUGGCACAGUCGCCGGAACCCAGUCUUUCCUCGACCUCAUCCACAAGAAACAGUAUGGGGGAGCCAACGUCGGCCAAACACCACGGCCUAGGCAUCCUAGACAGCAAAGACUGGGAUGAGAUCAAACACCUUGACUGGGACGAGAAGCAUUCAUGGAAAUCAUCAAUAGCCGAGUGGAAACCAGCAUCACCGAGGAUGCUGCACUCGCCCAAGGCCAGCUGGGCGCUUAAGCGGCUAAAAGCCGUCGUCUGGCCAAAGGCAAAAUCCACCGGCCAGCCUGAGGCCCUGCGCAAGACAGCCUACCUCGAUGGCUUGAGAGGCUUCGCCGCCUUUCUGGUUUACUGGCAACACCAUGAGCUCUGGGCCCACACGCCUCAAGAAAAUCACAUAUUUGAGAACGCCUUCGGGUUCGAGGGCCACCACCGCUUUGCUAGCUUCCACGGCAUACGGCUGUUCUUCAAUGGCGGCCACUUCGCGGUCGCCAACUUCUUCAUCAUCUCAGGCUACGUGCUCUCUGUGAAGCCACUGAGCCUGAUCCAGGCUGGAGACCAGGCCAAACUCGCCGACAACCUGGGCUCUGCCUUGUUCAGGAGGUGGAUGCGUCUUUACAUCCCACUCAUCUGCACAACCUUCCUCUACAUGCUGACAUGGCAUGCCUUCGGCGGCCUGUGGAUCCACGGGGCCAAGAAGCAGAGCAACAUGCGGGAUGAGAUCUGGUGGUGGUACGCCGAGCUCAAGAACUUCAGCUUCAUCUUCAACAUGGGUGGGGAGCCGUGGUUCACCUACAACUUCCACCUCUGGAGCAUACCGGUCGAGAUGAAGGGGUCCAUAGCGGUGUACACAACGCUGCUCGCGCUGUCCCGGGCGACGACCAAGGCCAGGCUCUGGUGCACCGUGGGCCUCAUGGUCUACUUCAUGUACAUCUGUGACGGGUGGUACUGCAGCCUGUUCAUGAUGGGCAUGUUCCUCGCAGACCUCGACCUCCUGGCGGCCAAGGGCCAGCUCCCGAGGUUUCUGGCCAGGCUGGCCCCGGUGAAGGAGUUUAUCUACUACCAUCUCCUCGUCAUCGCGCUGUACCUCGGCGGCAUACCCUCCCAGACAACGGACGUGGCGCUGCUGCGAAAGAACCGGGGCUGGUAUUACCUUUCCUUCCUCAAGCCCCAGGCCGCCUUUGACUACAAGUGGUUCUACCUCUUCUUCGCCGCCGCGUUCCUCGUGACGGCAGUUCCGCGCCUGCCCUGGCUGAAGCGGUUCUUUGAGACGCGCUUCUGCCAAUACCUGGGACGGAUUUCAUACUCGCUCUACCUCGUCCACGGGCCUGUGCUCUGGACGCUGGGCGACAGGAUUUACACGGCAGUUGGGUGGGUCGGGGCCAACGGCAUGGAACAGGCUCAGAACAUCCCACAGUGGGUCAACAAGCUGCCGCUGCCCAUGGUGGGCCCCAUGGGUCUGGAGGUGGCGUUCCUGCUGCCCCACCUAAUACUGUUGCCGGUCACGUUUUGGUGCGCGGAGAUGGUCACGAGGUUUAUCGAUGAGCCGGCAGUCAAGUUCGCGCAGGCGUUCUACAAGAGGACACUGGGUCCCGCAGACGCGAGCGCGCCGGGCCCAGAGACGAGGGCCACACCGGGCAUGCCGCCCAAGACGCCUAAACUGGAAGCAUGAAUAUAGAGGCGAGGCUAGGCUAAGCUCGCCGUGCCAUUCUAUCAUACCUCGGGAGACGUACCUAUCUAUACACGUCUUCCAAUUGAAUCCAGACAAAAUACAGUUUGUUAAUCGAGACAACCGGUCAGUCAUGCCAUGAAGAGCAACCCCGCGAUCCUGUCGCCGUGAGGCAAGAGGUGUAGGGCAGAGCAGGGCAGAAAGAAUCCCGACACUUCUGAAAAUGGAAAUGGGAUGCGAGGUUUACCCAGGCCCGCCGAGCCGAGUCGAACACCACCUCACCGCACCUCACAUCACAUCUGCAAUGUGUGUGUGGCACAUGCUAAAAUUCAACACCACGAUGGUUCGUGGCGUGCACGAAAACAGGCGGCGCCCACGGUUCGUGACGCACAUCCCGUUUCAUCCAGAAACCCAAUCGAGCCCGUGAGAGGCUCCUUUGUUCCCGCGGCGGCAGGGCCGCCCUUGAAACUCUAGAUUAAAACUGCCACUGUGACUGCGGUGUCCGCGCGCCAGCCGUGAACAACGACAGCAACAAUAGGUCUCUUAUCUGGCAUACAUAUCUGGUUGGCAAUAAGAUGCCACUGGCGCUGUGCAGCGAUCAAUCAAUGUUUUCCCCAGGCGGGCGAAUUGGAGAAACAAGAUCUCUAUAGCCCACCCCCGCCCAAUAUCUGAGCUGCUGUGGAAUGACGUCCCCACCUUUCUUUUCCCCAGGCCC
Messenger RNA from Diaporthe batatas, 3110 nucleotides. RefSeq lists its product as uncharacterized. Gene Ontology annotation, cellular component: membrane. The transcript has a single exon. The coding region runs from base 638 to 2398 and encodes 586 amino acids. Lineage: Eukaryota; Fungi; Ascomycota; Sordariomycetes; Diaporthales; Diaporthaceae. Gene Ontology annotation, biological process: polysaccharide biosynthetic process. Gene Ontology annotation, molecular function: acyltransferase activity, transferring groups other than amino-acyl groups. The record is from RefSeq and is a predicted model, not a curated record.